Molecule: messenger RNA, 1170 nt
Organism: Caenorhabditis briggsae
Lineage: Eukaryota; Metazoa; Nematoda; Chromadorea; Rhabditida; Rhabditidae
Exons: 3
Coding region: 1-1170 (389 amino acids)
Source: RefSeq, a predicted model, not a curated record
AUGAAUGACAGCAAACUCAACAAGGAAGUCAACGACCUCAUCGACUUCAAGGAGGACGGUAGCAGCUUCUCGGAGACACGCCACGAAGAACAAGAGGAAGAGCGUCAUCCGGUAGCUCCACCCACUCCAGUCAUCACAAUUGAAGAGGAGUCCACUCCGAUUGUGACAGCCAAGGCCGCCAAGGGUAACUCCAACGCAGCUACGGUAACUCCAGGAACCUCUACACCAGCAUCUGGAGCUCGUUGCAAGAAGGAGACGGUAGCCACUGAAGAGUUUCCAGCCAAGAAGCCUCGACAAGAUCAGGAGGAGAUGUACAAGCUCAUCAACAAGAGAACCAAGACAACUGAGAAGGAAAUCGAUCAUGGAAAGAAAGCGUAUCUCCUGAUGCAGAAGAUGGAGAAGAGUCUGGAAGAACUCCAAUCCACGUUCAAGACCGAACUGAUGAAGCAUGGAGCUGGCCUCCACGCCGACACCAAGAAGGGAUUCGAGAAAAACCAUGGUAGCCACCAAAGAGCCGGACACGAGAUCCACGCCACAAACCGAAAAGUGGACGGUUUUGUCGCCGGCGGUCCUCAAAGCCGAUCUAACCAGGAUCAAGGUCCUCGUGGAGGACUCAAGACAGCUCUGGCUGACGAAGAUGGCUGGAAUUCCAAAGCCAGACUACUCCUCGUCUCCAAGAGAAGAAUCGUCAAGUUAUUGGGCCACGCGAAGUUUGCGCAUUCUGUGGAGGCUAUUCCCAUCAGUCCGAAAUCUGCGAGAAAAGACCCAGUUGGCGGGUCAGAAGACAAAUCAUCUUCAACAGAGGAUAGUGCUCCUUCUGCCACCAGAAGCACCAGGAGGGGGAAGUCUGCCCAAGAGAUGGUGAAUAAUGCGAGACGUGUAGCUCCCUGUAUCCACUGGACGCGGCCAAGGCUCUACACCACCGCGCCAUUUGCGACAACUUGUACUUGGGUGCGCCGAUCGAAACAUUCAAUCGCAUCGAAACAUUCACUCGAAUGGCUCGUAGCUCAAGAGGAAAGGUCUCAAGAUGAAGACGUGGACGUGGACGUGGACGCGGUAUCCACCACGGAAAGCACCAGUGAAGGCGGAGAAUCCACUACACAAAUGGCCAUCGAGCCCGUUAACCUUGUUGUUAAUUAUUAUUGUUGUUUUUUAUCUAAUUGCUGUUAA